AUGGCAAAUAACUCGUGGAGCGCGAAAACCAAAUUGGCAGCAGGGCCGGGAGCAUCGCUCAAGAUCACGCCGUCAAACUCCCCCGUACUGAGACCGGGCACGCGAUCCCCCAGGACGUCCCCCCAUCAAGCAACCCUCUCCCUUCAGACGGUGAUCGGCACGACGACGGCGACGCCCAAUGGCUUCUCUUCUCAUGAACCAACCCGAUCGUUUGCCCUUUGUGUCGGCUCCGCUGCCAUCCUGGCCGAGAUCGAUGCCGACAGCACCGUCAGUCAGCGUUUCUUCCGGGCCCGUCCGACGGCGACGCCGGUCAAUCCGGUGACUUCGUUCUACAACCAGCAGCCGGCUCCGACGACCCCGGAUAACCGCAAUAGAUCUACUCCUGGCAGGCUGGGUGCCAGUGCGAGUUGCUAUGGAAGCUCUCCGUCAGGCGACUGGGCCGAUUCGACUGGUUCCAGGACAUGGACGUCCAGAGAGAGAAUAAAGGCAGUGACGAGCGUUGCAAUCAGUCCGAAUGGGCGAUUCCUAGCUGUGGGAGAGACAGGAUAUAACCCCCGUGUCCUGAUCUUCUCCACGGCGAAAGAUGCCCCACGUGAUGUUCCGCUGACCAUUCUAACUGAGCAUUCGUUUGGUGUCCGCGGUCUGGCGUUCAGCUCCAAUUCGCAAUAUCUGGCCACGCUGGGCGACAUUAAUGAUGCCUUCCUCUUCGUCUGGGCCAUCAACCUCCGAACCGGAGCUGCUAAGCUCCACUCCACGAAUAAGUGCACGUCUUUUGUCCGCGAUAUGUGCUGGAUGGGCCAGACUCUGAUCACGGUCGGAAUACGACAUGUCAAAGUCUGGAGACUCGCCGAUGCAGCAUCAGGGUCUCCCACGAAACCGCGUCCCAAUGGUGAUGCCUUCUUGAACUCCCCAGGCGCAGCUCCCAAGGCACUUUCCGGGAGAAAUUGUCUAUUAGGCCCUCUUGGCGACCAUACUUUCACCUGCGUCUCCAGCAUCUCGGACUAUGAAGCUAUCAUCUGCUCUGAGAGCGGUGCAGUCUGCUUCCUAGACGACACUGAGGGCGCCCAGAAGUUGACUUGCGUGAAGCGUCUCGAGUUCGGCGUCUACUCCAUAGCUGUAGACUCUGAGACGGGCACGGUAUGGCUAGGCGGUCGGGGCAGGAAAACAUUGAAACUCCAAAUUGAAGAGCUACGGGCAAUGUUGACGUCUGUAUCGCCAUCUCUGAAUGGCUCGAAUGAUACAGGAAGUCCUAAGGGGAGAUUACCGGCCAUCAUAUCUAUGGGAUUUCUCUCAACGCAUAUGGUGACGGUGGACUCGACACGAGCGAUCCAUGUCUCCCCUAUCGAUGCCUUAGGCAGCGACGACGACCAAAGUUUCAUGGAGGCAUUGAUGCCCGCCCACCGGGACCCUGUUCUAGGGGUCGGACCGCUUAAAAUGCCGAACGCCCACGAUGCGGACUUUUUCACCUGGUCUUGUGAGGGAACUGUCAACUUUUGGAAUCUGCAGGGCAAGUGCCAGGCGACGAGAAAAAUUGAGCUCGAGCAGCUAGGGACCAGCGAUGAUGAGGUUUCUAAUGAGCUUAAAGUCUUGCGCGCUAUUGAGGAGAUGGACUCGUUCGUAUCUGGUGAUCGAUACGGUGUCCUGAAGGUGCUAUCCGCGAACCCGUGGAAAUGCGUCAACGAGGUGCGAGCUCAUGGCGGUGAGGUGACUGAUAUUGCCGUCCUGUCGUGCCCCGGUCAUUGUUUGGUUGUGAGUUGCGGUCGGGACCGGAUGGUCCAACUUUUCAAGAAAACAGAGGAGGCGUUCGAGUUGAUUCAGACGAUGGAUGAUCACGUCGGCGCCGUGGGGCGUGUGCUCUUCAUGAAUGAUGGGGAGCGAUUACUGUCCUGUUCCGCUGAUCGGACAGUGAUCAUACGGGACAGGGCGACGCGAGAGGCGGAUGGAUCGAUCAUUACCGCCUUCAUACUGUCGAAGGUCAUAACCUUGAAAGUGUCGCCGGUUUCGAUGACAUUGGCUCGUGAUGACCCCGACACCCUGAUUGUCUCCACGAUCGAUCGGCAAAUACAGCGAUUUGAUGUGUCUUCGGGACGACAUAUCCACUCAUUCAGAGCAUCCGACCCAGAGACAAACGAUGCGGUGGUGAUGAGCUCGUUGAUUGUAAGCAGUGAAAUUCCGGGACACAGCCCGCGACUGCUUGUUGGAGUCUCAACCACCGAUAAGUCGAUCCGGGUCUAUGACUUUGAUAGAGACACGCUCCUCACCCGGGAAUUUGGACAUUCAGAAGGCGUCAGCGAUGUGAUGCUGUUGGAAAGCAGACCAUCUGAUUCCGCGGCGGGCACCAAGCGGACUUUGAUCAGCACCGGUCUGGAUGGUGUUGUGAUGAUUUGGGAUCUGUCCGUCCAGCAGCAGCAGGUCCAGGAGCUUUCUCAGGCGAAUAUCCGCGAGGAGGAUGAGACACCUGCGAAGGAGUUGACGGCAGCAAAGCCUCCGCUUCGCCGCAUUCUCUCAAGGUCCGAGCUCGCGGGAUUCCAGCGGCAGGACAACCCGGCAGCUACACCGACACCGGUGCGUGAUCAGUCGCCGCCCCGAAUACGAAGGAAGGGAUCUCGGUUCUCGCUGGCUCCGCCGACGAACAAGAAUGGAAACACGACAGGGGGGGAUACACCAAGCCCUUUGCCUGCUAGCCGGCGCUCUCCAGCAUCGGUCAUCUCAGACGGCAGAGGAAGGUCUCCUUCGCCUCCGAGCCCAAAGGCUAAAGUGAACGGCCUCAGCAGGACUUCGAGCAUCAGUAAUCUGCAUCGCCCGUCAUUGGACUUCCGGUCACGAACGAAGAAUACAAGCGAGUUCGGAAGCUUGAACAUGUCAACCGAGCAGGUUUGCCGCACGUUGCGGGCGUACCGGAAGAAACUCAACGGGUCUACCGAGUAUCCACGUUGUGCAAAGGAGUUGCAGCGCGAGCUUGAUCUCACAAUCCACGCUUUGGGUGAACGGGCAAAGAGGCAUCAAGCGAAUGCGGACACGGAAAACGAUAGCAGCGGCAAGGAGAAUGAGAAGAAGCCCGAACCGACUCCCAGCAAGCCACCAAGGAUUGCUAGAAGAGUUCCGUCCACUCCGGUGUUAGGCCAGAAGGGAUCCAGAAGGAUAUCGAGGAGUCGUUCUCUAGACGCAGACGGGGAGGGGUGA
Messenger RNA from Rasamsonia emersonii CBS 393.64, 3183 nucleotides. Its product is annotated as WD repeat protein. Gene Ontology annotation, biological process: regulation of mitotic cell cycle; mitotic spindle organization. The coding region runs from base 1 to 3183 and encodes 1060 amino acids. The transcript is spliced from 3 exons. Lineage: Eukaryota; Fungi; Ascomycota; Eurotiomycetes; Eurotiales; Trichocomaceae. Gene Ontology annotation, cellular component: mitotic spindle. Gene Ontology annotation, molecular function: protein binding. The record is from RefSeq and is a predicted model, not a curated record.